Messenger RNA from Pecten maximus, 987 nucleotides. RefSeq lists its product as uncharacterized. NCBI's taxonomy places the organism in Eukaryota, Metazoa, Mollusca, Bivalvia, Pectinida, Pectinidae. The record is from RefSeq and is a predicted model, not a curated record. The transcript has 2 exons. Bases 257 to 802 code for a protein of 181 amino acids.
UCUUCCAUCAUCAGUGUAUGCAGGUGUGUCAUUUUGUUUUCUUUGGCUAUUUUACCAUCAACUAUCCUUUGUGCACAAUACUGCACAUAUAUGACCCGAUGCGACCUUAGAACAAGCCCCUGUGUUACUUUUCCGUACGUUUCUUCAAAACGGUAUCUAAGUCCCUUUGUUAAUUCUUGUCUGUUACUUGCGUUUUUUUUCUUUCUUUUCCUUCUUCCUUUCUUACUCUCUUUAUUGUGUUUAUCCGAUAGAUGAAAUGGAGAACCAGACACCCAAGCCAUGCACACCCGAGCCAUGCACUCAUACAGAGCCAUUAAGUGACGUACGCGUGUCCGACAACACCAUGUCGUUAACGUUACAGGAACUGCCACAGCUGCAUUAUGAUGAAAGGACAGAGGGUACCCUUGUCGAUUUGGGGAUCUCCAUAACAGACAGUGGGGUAGUGGUGUCAUCAGUGCCAUUAGACGGCAGUCUCGACAUGGACAUGGCAGAUAUUGCGGACAAUAUCGGGGCGUCACCACCGGAUCCCUUGCCAAAUGCGUCCUCAUCCGACACGUGUCCCCCGGAGCUGGCAUUAGCUGCCAUUGAAUGCAGUAUAAGUCAGGCAAAAAAGCCCAGUAUGAAAAAGCUCUCUCUGCUGGUAUUGAUGUGGCUGGUGACCGUACGUUCCAGGCUUGGAAGACGUAUAAAGUUAAAAUGUGUCCACAGAUCACACAGUCUUCAGAUUCGUGGCUCCUGGAGGUGCCAUCUGUACCGCUACAUAAGAAACCAACAACCACAACAAAAGGCGGUUACUUUGUGAUAUCAUGCGGCAUAAGGCAUUUGAAGAGAAAAAAAUCGCGGAAAACAACAAGUUGAUAAAACUAGAGGGAAAAAAAAGCGCGCGCUGCCAAACGGCUUGCGGCAAAGAAAUCGACAACAGCAAAAUUAAUUAUGAAAUUGGAACCGGAUUAAAUAUGUCUUAUUUAUUUUUUAUGAAACCUAAAU